AUGAACGUUCUGCUAGGACACAACGCCGAGAGCGACAUCGUGGUUCAUUACUUUACUCACGCGGAGCCCAGUUGGCCUGGGUCAUCGCAAGACAUACUGCAGCUAGGUUCCAACCUGGUUUCGACUGCUUCCCAGGGCGAAAUAUGGCACCAACCAGCGACAAUUUCUUCAGAGAUAACAUUUGACGUUCGAGGUCCAUGCUACGUCUAUAGCCAAGGUGUGCCCAAACUGAGCGACAUAAACAAGCAUCUCGGAAGUUCUGAUGAGCGUAAUGAUUUGAGGGAAUGGGACUAUGCGACAGAUGCGUCAGACAGAACUAGCGUUGUCGCCACGCAAGACCUGGACGAAUUCGAGCAUACUGAUCUUGAUCAUAUUUUUUGGGAAUCCCUUCGUCAUGACGAAUCCCAUUCUACGCAGCAUGCACAAGCUGUCCCUGGGUCAUUCGUUGGAGUACUCCCAUCGUAUAGCCUUCUUGGAUCACCGUUUGGCAUGGGGCAGGGUUGUGAGCAAGUGACAGUACAUCAUUUCGAUUACCAAGAUUCAGCAGCACUAUCUUCACAAUAUAUUGCUAGCAAUGGGAUUCGGUUAACAAGGACCGCCUCAGGUGGAGUUGAUUGGUUUACACCAGACGACCCAUUCGACCUAAGCAGCUUUGACAAUCAGAGAAACGCUCACGUCUUUUCUCAGGAGCCACCCAAGCUACUGCAUCCUGAAAACUUGUCUACCUUGGCAAAGUCGGCUAUGCUCAGAGACUGGGCCGAUGAUCUCUAUGAGACACUCCUUGAGACUGGUUCAGACACCUUCGAAUUAAAGGAUCUCGAGGAUUUUGAACAUACCGACAUUGUCCUUACGCGAAGUAUGACCGUGGAGCCUAGGCACUCUCCUCAUGGCUUUAAACAUUGUGAUGUCGAACUCACGAAGAGGUGCAUUCUGGAACCUCAGCAUUCCCCCCAACAUAUAAAUGCAGCUGUAGACACUACGUUUGCGACCCGAGGCGAACUUAUUGUAGGCAAGGUUCAUGGGCGAAGUGCUAAUGAAGCUCCCAUAGAUGGUGAACCUGCGAGGAAACGCCCUCGUUGCGAUGCUACGUCGCUUUACAAAGUGAUACCUGAGCCUCACUUUCAUUCUUCUCCUUCUGAUGCUCACGGAUCAUGUCUCCUAAACCCGCCGCCCAUGCUGUACAAAAUUCCAAAGCAUAUUCCCAUACCACCGCAUUCAGCGCAGACAGUUACUGACUUCCUGUGCGACCCUUUUAUUAGGGGCUCCUGGAUUGUUCCAGUGCGAGGCAGAUUGUUAUGGGAUGGAUGCACUCCGGCAACAAUGCUAGCGUCGGACCCUGGAUCUCAAGAACGGUCGCAUUCGGGCGUAUUCAAGGGACUUGUUGUAUUACCCAGUGGCCCAUCGCGGAAGGUGGACCAUGUAAAUUCUUCAACAAUAGAUGAAAUUAACUGGACACACGAUGCCCUGUUGGACUUCUGGUGGUUCCUCUUGUCACUUCGUGAAGCGUGCACCUUGGGCCCAAUCUCUCUAUCGUUCCAUGCGGCUCCAGUUCACAGAACUAGAAUAUCUUCAAGGGACGCUCAUCAGCCAGGGCAUGCUCCCGAGAGCGGUUCAACCGCCUAUGGAGGCACUGUUACUAGCGACAGUGGCAUGUACAGGGCCGCUGCAUUGUCCGCUGUGGAUCACAUCAAGGUGUAUCAUGACGUUCAGCACACGAUGAAGAUUAGGAACGUGUUGUCUGCAUGGUGGUAUAAAUGGCCCAAUGAAUCUUCGUACGGUAAGGAUGAAUCAAGAGAGACGGCAGAGGACGAGAUAGCGCAGUCCUCUAUUAGAGCGCCUACCCGGGAUGAAGAUGCAACCUGUGGCGAGGGCUCCUUAGGUGGUAAUCCGACUGGCAAGUCUUCUAAGAUCCAUAUACUGAAACGAGCCAAGCUCGCGCUUAUAGACGAGAGGUCUAAUGGCGUCCUAAUAUCCUGA
Molecule: messenger RNA, 1977 nt
Organism: Fibroporia radiculosa
Lineage: Eukaryota; Fungi; Basidiomycota; Agaricomycetes; Polyporales; Fibroporiaceae
Exons: 4
Coding region: 1-1977 (658 amino acids)
Source: RefSeq, a predicted model, not a curated record